AUGGACUCAGCAGGCUCUGCCCGGGAAGUUGAUUUUGCCCGCAUCCAAGGUCUGGUGGACCGGAUUUCCCACACCGAUGAUGUUCGGGCCAUGACCGUGGGAAUCAAAGCCAUUGAAGCCAUCCUCGAGAGGAACCCCCACUUUGGUCAACUCAGAGGAUUUAUGGACUCACUGAACAUGAUACGCGAGGCCCGGGAGGUACUGCAAGCCCGAGAGUUAGGCAUUUUCGCCCGCACCCGGUAUUCAGUGCAGGAGCCACCACCGCUGCUGCAUCAGAUGGAGCUCUCUCUCUGCCCACCGCUCACCUGCCUCUUUCCUCGCAGCGAUGUGGUCAGAGGAGGAGUCGGAUUCGACCUCUCCGCCAUUACCGACAACCGCCACUAUCUCCGCUCCCAUUUCCAGGGGGAAGCGGCGGCAGCACAGGCAGCGAAAAGUGCCACCGCCAGAACCCAGGACCUCACCAUUGCAAACGCCCGUGGCAAGUCUAUCACCCCAGCCCCCAGACGCUCACUUGGCUGCCCAGCCCCCAGACGCUCCAUUUUCACCCCUACCAUCGCUUCAGUCAUCAGUUCGGUCUGCCACUCAGCUGCCCUUAGUGCCAUCAUCCACACUACCACCUGCUUCUCUUCCAUCACAACCAUCAUUACACUCAGCCAAUUCUGCCACUCCUCCACCCAUUACACCUCCACCACAACCGUCACUGCUGCCCGCAGCACAGCCCUUAUCCCCACUACCCAUAACUCCGUCUUCAGGGUCCCCUCUCCCUCUCAGUCUCCCGUGCGGUCACCUCCAGUUCAGUUUCCCAUGCUGCCAUCUACUCUACCACCAACUCCAUCCUCACCACCCUCACUACAGCCAUCAGUUCAGUCCCAUGUGCCAGUGCAGUCUCCAGCUCAGCUCCCUGUAGCACAGCUCUCUAUAGCACCGCCACUAGCUCAGUCGUCUACUCAACCACCAGCUCCACUUUCUCCCCAACCGUCAUUACUACCUCUAGUUCAGUUUCCUGCACAGUCACCCCUAGUUGAUUCCCCUGUGAAGUCAUCAACUCCUCUCUCACCACAACCAUCACUGCUAUCCCCUGUUCAGUCUCCUGCAGCUCGGCCUUCCCCAGUGCAGUCUCCAGUGUCUCCUGUUCAGUCUCCCCUAGCACAGUCAUCCACUUCACCACCUACUCCACUCUCACCACCACCGUUACUACAGACAUCAGUCCAGUCUCCUGUGCCAGUGCAGACGCCCUCGGUGCAGUCAUCUUCUUCACCACCAUUAGUAGCUCUGCUUCCCGUGUCUCCGGUAGCUCAGCCCGCACCUGAACCUUUAGCUCAGUCUCCUGUAGCAGCUCAGUCUUCUGGUCAGCUUAACAUUCAGCCAGGGGUCCCAGUACCCUCUGGCUCUGCAUCAGCUCCCGCUGGAGGCUCGGAUGGGUCCAUCCGGCACUCCACGGCUCCCACGCCGCCACCUGCCUUCUCCGCUGGAGGGUCCGAGGGCCCGUCCAGCCUCCUGUCUCCGCUGGAGGGUCCGAGGGGCCCGUCCAGCCAUCCUCAGCCUCCACGCCUGUGGCUGCCUCCGAGCCUUCGCCGCCCACGCCUGGUCCAGCCUCUGCUUCGGCUCCAACGUCACCUGGUCCUGUGGCUGCCACGUCCCCGUCUGGUCCAGCCUCGUCUAGUCCUACGCCCACCAAGCCUCGACCAGUACGACCAAAAAUAAUACUAGUUCACUAGUCUAUGUAUCACUUCUUAAACUACUAAGUGAACCGGACAAGAUGAUGGUAACAGAAACGCCUGCUUAAAAUGCUAUUUGGUCUUCAUGAGCUUCAUUGCAUGUGUGUUUGUGUUAGUAGGAUUAAUGCAUUUUUCUGUUUGUGUAAUUUUUGUGUACCUCUCCUCUUUGCGGUGCUCCAGACACUUUUCAAUUCUCCACGCA
Molecule: messenger RNA, 1920 nt
Organism: Oreochromis niloticus (Nile tilapia)
Lineage: Eukaryota; Metazoa; Chordata; Actinopteri; Cichliformes; Cichlidae
Product: flocculation protein FLO11-like
Exons: 4
Coding region: 1-1704 (567 amino acids)
Source: RefSeq, a predicted model, not a curated record